AUGUCUGUUAAUUGUGAAGUUUCUAAAGAACGCAAAGUUCCUAGAAGAAGGUUUGUUGGGUCUAAAAGUGUAAAUGGUAAGGGAUCUAUUGUGACCAAAAAGACUAUCGAAAAUGAUUCAAGCAAAGAAGUUGUAUUCAAGCCAAGAAAUAAACAUUCUGUUUCUUAUAGAUCUAUUAUCCAUAUCCCAGAUGAUAUACUGGAGGACGAAGAUUUGAAUGAGGCAAUCAAACUUUUACCCUCAAAUUAUAAUUUUGAAAUCCAUAAAACUGUUUGGAACAUUAGAAAACAUGGAGCCAGGAGAGUGGCAUUACAAAUGCCUGAAGGUCUAUUAAUAUAUUCUUUGAUUAUUAGUGAUAUUUUGGAACAAUUUUGUAAUGUUGAAACAGUGAUAAUGGGAGAUGUUUCAUAUGGUGCAUGUUGUAUCGAUGAUUUUACAGCUAGAGCACUGGAUUGUGAUUUUAUAGUUCAUUAUGCACAUUCAUGUCUUGUUCCUAUCGAUGUUACUACUAUUAAAGUUUUAUAUGUCUUUGUUACAAUCAAUAUUAAUGAACGACAUAUUGUUAAAACUUUGCAGAGAAAUUUCCCUAAGGGUUCCCGAAUUGCCACCUUCGGUACUAUUCAAUUCAACCCUGCUAUACAUAGUAUUAAGGAUGCAUUAGCACAAGAUAAUGAUCAUAUGUUAUAUAUAAUUCCACCACAGAUUAAGCCAUUAUCCAGAGGUGAAGUGUUGGGUUGUACAUCAGAAAGGUUGGACAAAAGUCAAAUUGAUGCAAUGGUUUUUAUUGGUGAUGGUAGGUUUCAUCUAGAAUCAGCUAUGAUACAUAAUCCAACUAUCCCUGCUUAUAGGUACGAUCCAUACAACAGAAAGUUUACAAGGGAAGGUUAUGAUCAAACACAACUAGUUAGAGUUAGAUCGGAAGCUAUCCAAACUGCAAAGAAUGGUAAAGUAUUUGGUUUGAUUCUUGGUGCUCUGGGUAGACAAGGGAAUGUCUCUACGGUAGACAGAUUAGAGAGAAAUCUUUUGGCAGCUGGAAAGAUAGUUGUUAAGAUUAUAUUAAGUGAAAUAUUUCCACAAAAGUUGGCAAUGUUUGAUAAGAUCGAUGUUUUCGUUCAAGUGGCAUGUCCUAGAUUAUCAAUAGAUUGGGGGUACGCUUUUAACAAGCCUUUGUUGACUCCAUAUGAAGCUAAUGUGUUGUUAGAUAAAGAUGUGAUGUUUUCAGAGGAUUACUAUCCAAUGGAUUAUUAUGAAACAAAUGGUUACGGUCGUGGCCAAUUACCACGUCACGCUCAAGAUUGA
Arxiozyma heterogenica is the source of this 1299-nucleotide messenger RNA. It is a transcript of the gene DPH1, whose product is annotated as 2-(3-amino-3-carboxypropyl)histidine synthase. Gene Ontology annotation, molecular function: 2-(3-amino-3-carboxypropyl)histidine synthase activity. The record is from RefSeq and is a predicted model, not a curated record. NCBI's taxonomy places the organism in Eukaryota, Fungi, Ascomycota, Saccharomycetes, Saccharomycetales, Saccharomycetaceae. Gene Ontology annotation, biological process: protein histidyl modification to diphthamide. The coding region runs from base 1 to 1299 and encodes 432 amino acids. The transcript has a single exon.